Messenger RNA from Xiphias gladius (swordfish), 2011 nucleotides. It is a transcript of the gene ddah2, whose product is annotated as dimethylarginine dimethylaminohydrolase 2. The transcript is spliced from 6 exons. Lineage: Eukaryota; Metazoa; Chordata; Actinopteri; Istiophoriformes; Xiphiidae. Bases 525 to 1397 code for a protein of 290 amino acids. The record is from RefSeq and is a predicted model, not a curated record. Gene Ontology annotation, molecular function: dimethylargininase activity; amino acid binding. Gene Ontology annotation, biological process: arginine metabolic process; positive regulation of nitric oxide biosynthetic process.
UAAGUACAGUUCUGGAGUAAAUGUACUCGUCCACUUUCCACCGCGUUCGUCUUAUUUUGGAACAAGUGACCGGAACUACCCAAAUUCACCUUCGCCAUCUUGACACGUAGUCCAGCGGCAGAGAAAGACAGGGACUAACGGGAGCGGGGUCGGUCUGGAAAUUAAAUCAAACGGAGGGAGACGCGGGCCAAGCGGGUAGACACGAGCCUUAAAAGACGCUGAGAUCAUCUGCCUCCACCUCUUGGCAUCUGCAGACGGGGGAGUAGCCGUUGGAGGGAAGCACAGGGACUGGGAUGAAGAUGCUCGCCGCUCUCCCUCUGGACCUCCUGAUCCAUCCCAUUAGCUUCACUUAGAGUUUCGUCUGGUGUUUUUACAAGACCAGAUUGUGACAGAGUUUCCAACACAUACAUAUACACAUCUUUUUAUCACCUCUUGCUUGUCUCCUGGCAGAGCACGUUUAUUGGCGUUUUGGCAGAACACUAACACUCGCUGCCACUUUUUUAUAAACAGUCUUUAUUGAAAACAUGGCAGACGUGUGCCCGUACGGCCGCUUCACCCACGCUGUGGUGCGCGGCAUCCCUGAGACCUUCGGGAAGGCCGCCGGAGAGGGUCGAGAGAACGGGGAGAUCUCAGUGGACCUGGCCAAGGCUCAGCGUCAGUUCGGUUGCCUGACAGGAGCCCUGAGGCAGAAGGUGGGCCUGCAGCUGAUCGAGAUCCCCCCUGACCCCGAGCUGCCGGAGAGCUGGAGGAUAGAGGAUGUGGCAGUCAUCCAGGGAGACACGGCGCUCAUCACCCGGCCCUUCAAACAGCAGAGACGCAGUGAGGUGGAGGCAGUGAGGAGGGUGAUGUCAGAGCUGAACCUGACCGUGGUGGAGAUGGGGACUGAGGAGGGGGACUCCGGAGGGGCCACCCUGGAGGGCAGCGACGUCCUCUUCACGGGGAGGGAGUUCUUUGUCGGCAUCUCCUCCCACACCAACCGCAGAGGGGCAGAGGUGCUGGCCGACACUUUCAGGGACUUUGCCGUGUCCACCGUCCCCGUCUGCGGUGGAGCCCGGCUGAAAAACAUCUGCUCCAUGGGAGGUCCAGACACAAUCAUCAUCAGCAACAGUGACGGGGCCAAGAAGACACUCCGGAUGAUGGAACAACUGACUGAUCACCACUAUGAAGUCCUCACUGUCCCCGAGGAAUCGGCCGCAAACUGCAUCUACAUCAAAGGUCCGUCUAAACGGGACUUCCUGCUCCACCGGCCUGCAGAGGAGUGUCCUGACAGCAUCUCUGCCUUCCAGAAGCUCCAGGACUACACCCUCCUGCCCACAGCCUGCGGCGAAGCGUCCAAGCUGGGAGCGUCUCUGUCCUCGCUCUGCCUCCUCAUCAACAGAAAACACACGCAUUUCUGAAAGCGCACUCCCAACGCUGAGUAUGUUACACAGUAUGUACCUGCACAUGUUCAUGGUGGAGGGGGGAGGCUCUGAAACUUUCCGCUUAUUAAAAUUCUUGUCUAUUUAUUGUUCAAAGAAACAGUGACACACAGUCUUUGUAUGAGAGAAUACGAUCUGUCAACAGACUUCCUGUAGCCAAGAGCCAAUUCUUGGCACAGCUGCUCCCCCGGCUGGACAAACAGUGCAGCGCCCAAAGUAUAACAAAACCACUAAAUUCAACUGUAGUCUCUCACUGUUUAAGUUGUAAUUCGUGAGCACCACUGACUUCACAACACGUUUACUGGAACAGUAAACGUGACUUUAAUACCAUCCAAAGCCUUUUUAUUUCGAGGAAACUGAAUUCAAUGGUUAAGAGCUGUAGAAUAACCUGUGGUACCCAGGUUCAUGACCAUGUAUAGCUCUUAUAUGCAUUUCAUUACUCUUAAAAUGUAUUAGUUGUUUUACUGACAGUUUCAAUUACAGGCUGUGUAGCUGCUAAGUAUAGAAAUAGUUAAAAAAAAAUUUUUUGGCUUUUCCUGUGUAUGAAUUUGUAGCGAGUGUUAAAGAUGUCAAUAAAAUUUAACUGAACACUA